Messenger RNA from Gekko japonicus, 1838 nucleotides. RefSeq names its product snail family zinc finger 2 (gene SNAI2). Gene Ontology annotation, molecular function: DNA-binding transcription factor activity, RNA polymerase II-specific; RNA polymerase II cis-regulatory region sequence-specific DNA binding. The transcript is spliced from 3 exons. Gene Ontology annotation, biological process: regulation of DNA-templated transcription. NCBI's taxonomy places the organism in Eukaryota, Metazoa, Chordata, Lepidosauria, Squamata, Gekkonidae. The record is from RefSeq and is a predicted model, not a curated record. Bases 171 to 977 code for a protein of 268 amino acids.
UUCAAGCAGCCGCUGCACUCCAGCGUUUUUUCUGCAUGGGGCUAGCGGGGCAGACCAUGCGCUAGAGGACCAAUGCGCUAGCAGCCGGGCUGUCUGCUGCACGCAAGCCGGGGACCGUUAUUCUGUCCUGAAAGGAGAGCCGGGAAGGAGCAGGCCAGCCCGCGUUCAAAAUGCCACGGUCCUUUUUGGUCAAGAAGCAUUUCAAUUCUUCCAAAAAGCCCAAUUACAGUGAGCUGGAUACUCACACAGUGAUAAUUUCCCCAUACCUUUAUGAGAGCUACCCAAUGCCUGUAAUUCCACAACCAGAGGUCCUGAGUUCAGUCGCUUACAACCCCAUCACCGUAUGGACUACAACGGGGCUGCUGCCUUCCCCCUUACCCAGUGACCUCUCACCUCUCUCUGGAUAUCCUUCGUCUUUGGGAAGAGUCAGCCCACCUCCUCAUUCUGACACUUCAUCCAAGGAUCAUAGUGGCUCAGAGAGUCCCAUUAGUGACGAAGAAGAGAGAAUCCAGUCCAAGCUUUCAGAUCCCCAUGCAAUCGAAGCUGAAAAAUUUCAGUGUGGUUUAUGCAACAAGACCUACUCAACCUUCUCUGGACUGGCCAAGCAUAAGCAGUUGCACUGUGAUGCCCAGUCUAGGAAAUCUUUCAGCUGUAAAUACUGUGACAAGGAAUAUGUCAGCCUGGGAGCUCUUAAGAUGCACAUCAGGACCCACACACUACCUUGUGUUUGCAAGAUCUGUGGCAAGGCCUUCUCCAGACCCUGGUUACUUCAAGGACACAUCAGAACUCACACCGGAGAGAAGCCUUUUUCAUGCCCUCAUUGCAACAGAGCGUUUGCAGACCGCUCUAAUUUGAGAGCACAUCUGCAGACCCAUUCAGAUGUGAAGAAAUACCAGUGCAAAAAUUGUUCCAAAACUUUCUCCCGCAUGUCUCUUCUGCACAAACAUGAGGAAUCUGGCUGCUGUGUAGUACACUGAGUUUACCUGGCUCCAUAAAUUGAUCCAUAACUUUUCAGGAAGAUAAAGAGGCAGCCCUGGAUGCAUUUGAUCUCCAGCUUCCCAGUUCCCCCCAGAAGGAAGAAAAAUCCAAAGUCAGUUGCUUAAGUGUGACACUGUGAUACAAAGGAAGUGCACACUUCUUAAACACAGGAAGAAGCAAAUGCCAAAUGAACACAAGCUCUUGUGCGGUUCUUUUUUAUUUGUUUGUUUUUAUUUUGCUAAGAACACACCGCAGUGCUAAUAUUACAUUCCCACCAGAUGAAGCCUUCCUAAGAAACAUUUUUGCUAUGAAAAUGCGAUUCAAUGUUAAUGUGUGUUUGCCAGAUACCAAAUAUCUACAGGUGCUUUUCUGAGUAUUCCAAAUCAAGUCAGCCUGUGUCUAAUGGGACAGUUUGUUGCUGUUGUUCUAGAAUUGCAUACCUGUUGCCUAAGUGACCUGAAAUGUCUUCAAGCACUCCAUCAUUCAUAGAGGAAGAGAAGAAUGUAUGUCCAAUUGCCAUGUUUUACGACUAUGUGCCUUUGUAAAACUGUCACUGCAGCCAUUCCUGCUGCCUGCUUGAUUCAUAUUUCCUUUUUGUUGUUGUUGUUGUUGUUUUGUGGUUGUUAGCUUGUGUUUUUUUUAAAAAUGGGAAUAAGUGCAAGAGUGAGGGUUAAUGGGAGUUUGACAUGGAAUUCUUAAAAGCUUUUUUUCCUAAAUGCACAAAGGAAAUGCAAUAUCUUGAGUAAUACCCUCCAAGUGCCUUUAUAAAAAAAUAGAUAACUUUUGUUAUACGUAUGUGGACAUAAUGUAAAUAGUUUUAUUUUUAUAUGACUGAAUGUGUCCAGAAUUAAAAUGAACUA